Molecule: messenger RNA, 2616 nt
Organism: Schistocerca nitens (vagrant locust)
Lineage: Eukaryota; Metazoa; Arthropoda; Insecta; Orthoptera; Acrididae
Gene: hay
Product: general transcription and DNA repair factor IIH helicase subunit XPB
Exons: 17
Coding region: 151-2526 (791 amino acids)
Biological process (GO): transcription initiation at RNA polymerase II promoter; nucleotide-excision repair
Cellular component (GO): transcription preinitiation complex; nucleotide-excision repair factor 3 complex; transcription factor TFIIH holo complex
Molecular function (GO): ATP binding; DNA binding; hydrolase activity
Source: RefSeq, a predicted model, not a curated record
ACACUAGUGCGCGGCUUGGCUGUUUUUUGCACUGGCAGGGUUGCGUCAGUGUGUCAUCGCAGGAGUGUGGUGAUUGUCGUGUGGUUGUACAUACAGCAUUGUGCAAUUGUUAUAGUUUUGUGUUUAUGACUCUGUGGUUCUACAGUCGCAAUGGGCGGUCAGAAGAGAUAUAAGAAGGAUGAUCCAAAGAAAUGGAAAAAGAAGAAAAAAGAUGAUGAUGAUUAUUCAUAUGCUGAUGACGAUGGAGAACAAGGAGAAGGAGAGGGUAUUCCAGAUGCUGCUAAGAAAAAUGUGGAGGCAGAAGAUCAGUCUGCCCUGGAAGAUGAAUUUGGAGCUAAAGAUUACAGAUCACAGAUGGCACUUAAAUCUGACCAUCAAUCUAGGCCUCUUUGGGUAGCUCCAAAUGGCCAUAUUUUUCUAGAAUCAUUUUCCCCAGUAUAUAAACAUGCCCACGACUUCUUGAUCGCAAUAUCUGAACCUGUAUGCCGACCGGAACACAUUCAUGAGUACAAACUCACAGCUUACUCGCUUUAUGCUGCUGUGAGUGUUGGACUUCAGACGCAUGACAUAGUAGAGUACCUAAAACGUCUUAGCAAAUGCAGUGUUCCUGAUGGCAUUGUGGAAUUCAUCAAGCUUUGUACAUUGUCGUAUGGAAAGGUGAAACUGGUUUUAAAACACAAUCGUUAUUUUGUUGAGUCACCAUUUCCUGAAGUGCUUCAGAAGCUGCUGAAAGAUCCAGUAAUUCAAGAAUGCCGGUUACGUCGAAAUGUGGAAGAUGGUGCUGAGGGUGAUGGCCUGAUCACACAGACACAGGACAAGAAAGGUACAACACAGUUUGGCAGCAGUGCACCUCCUACAGAAGGUGCAGGGCCGACAGAUGCAGAUGGCCAGGCUGUACCAGAGGACAUAACUAGCUUCUAUGACAAGAUUGAUAAGGAAGAUGAGGAUGAAGAGGAUUCUGUUACAAAAAUUGUGUCAUUUGAAGUCAACCAGGAAAAAAUUGAGGUGAUCCAGAAGCGCUGUAUUGAGCUUGAGCAUCCUCUGCUGGCAGAGUAUGAUUUUCGAAAUGACACUGUGAAUCCAGAUAUCAACAUUGAUCUGAAGCCUUCCGCAGUCCUACGCCCUUAUCAAGAGAAGAGCCUCCGUAAAAUGUUUGGCAAUGGUAGAGCUCGGUCUGGUGUUAUUGUUUUACCAUGUGGUGCUGGGAAGAGUCUUGUGGGUGUUACUGCUUGUUGCACUGUUAGAAAGAGAGCACUUGUCCUCUGCAACUCUGGAGUCUCUGUGGAACAGUGGAAGCAGCAGUUCAAAAUGUGGUCCACAGCGGAUGACAGCAUGAUAUGCCGUUUCACAUCUGAAGCCAAAGACAAACCAAUGGGAUGCAGCAUUCUUGUUACAACAUACUCAAUGAUUACGCAUACACAGAAACGUUCGUGGGAAGCUGACCAGACAAUGAAGUGGCUGCAAGAGCAGGAGUGGGGUAUUAUGGUCCUUGAUGAGGUUCACACUAUACCAGCAAAAAUGUUUCGACGUGUUCUCACGAUUGUCCAGUCACAUUGUAAGUUAGGCCUCACUGCAACAUUGCUCCGUGAGGAUGAUAAAAUUGCUGACCUCAACUUCUUGAUUGGCCCCAAGCUCUAUGAAGCUAAUUGGCUGGAGUUGCAGAAACGGGGUUUUAUUGCAAGAGUUCAGUGUGCAGAAGUGUGGUGUCCAAUGACACCAGAAUUUUACCGUGAAUACUUGGUCUGUAGAACCAGCAAAAAAUUGCUUCUGUAUGUGAUGAAUCCAAACAAAUUUCGUGCAACGCAGUACCUGGUCCGCUACCAUGAAAGGCGUGGAGACAAGACGAUUGUGUUUUCUGAUAAUGUUUUUGCUUUAAAACAUUAUGCCAUCAAAAUGAACAAACCAUACAUCUAUGGCCCCACAUCCCAGAGUGAGAGAAUACAGAUACUUCAGAACUUCAAAUUCAACCCAAAAGUUAACACCAUAUUUGUCAGUAAAGUGGCUGACACAUCAUUUGAUCUCCCAGAAGCAAAUGUGUUGAUCCAGAUCUCAUCGCAUGGAGGCUCCCGUAGACAGGAAGCUCAGCGACUGGGUCGUAUUCUUCGAGCUAAGAAAGGAGCAAUAGCAGAGGAAUACAAUGCCUUUUUCUACACCCUGGUGUCACAGGAUACAAUGGAAAUGAGCUACUCACGUAAAAGGCAACGAUUCCUUGUUAACCAAGGGUAUAGCUACAAAGUUAUUACUAAACUUGCUGGAAUGGAAGAGGAACCAGACCUACUAUAUGGAACUCGUGAAGAACAAGGACAGCUGCUACAGCAGGUACUAGCAGCAAGUGAUGCAGAUGCUGAUGAGGAACGUAUCCCUGGAGAAGGACCCCGAUCUGCUUCAAGUUCUGGUCCAUCAGUUCAUAGACGGCCAGGAAACAUGAGUUCCUUAUCUGGAGCUGAUGAUGCAGUAUACUUGGAGUAUAAAAAGACAUCACAUUCAAAUGUCAAACACCCUCUGUUCAAAAAGUUCAGGGCAUAGUCUUAAGUGUUUACUUGUUAUAAGAUUUGUUAUGUUGUAAAAUAUUUUGUACAAAAAGUUUUGUAACCAAAAGCAUUUUGUAUAUUAAAA